CUAACGUAUCUUCUUACCUCGGCAAUCGCCCUUUGUUUUUCUUUUUCUCUCUCCAAGGUACAAAAUUAAAUUAAAUAAGCGAAUCACACACUGCCAUUUGUGAAACCCGACUCUAUUCCGGUUACGAUCCGACGAGGCACGCUCCAUUUUCAGCUCUUCUUCUAUUAACUGUUAUGAGGCCGUUAAUGAGAAUAUAGACCACCUCCUUUACACUCUCAAGUCAAAGCAGAUUUAAUUUAAUUCUGGGCUGUUGAGAUCUAUCGAAAUGCAGUCACAUGCUGAAGGUGCUUCUUUUACUGUGAAAAAGGAAGUAAAUGAUUAUACCGGUUCUAGUUUUUCUUAUCAAGAUAGCUCUCUUCAGAACCCUAUUGAAGUUUCUUCUUCAUCUGAGGAAGAUGAUUUGCAUGACACAGAGGAUAUAAAUGAGCAGUCUGUUGAAAAUGCUUCAAAGCAGAUCGUACUCUAUGACCCUCUAGCCAAUGGCAAUGGUGACCUUGGAAUAGUUCCUCAACCAAUUCAGUACCAGCCUCGUUCAUCUGUAAGGCGUCCAGGAUUUCUCAUGCCUUCCAGAGUCUUGCCAUCUGUAGGGGCUUUUACUGUCCAGUGUGCCAGCUGUUUUAAAUGGAGGCUUAUCCCAACAAAGAAUAAAUAUGAAGAAAUACGUGAACAUAUUUUGGAGCAGCCAUUUUAUUGUGAAACAGCUCGAGAAUGGCAACCUAAUAUAUCAUGUAAUGAUCCAGCAGACAUUUCUCAAGAUGGAAGCAGGCUAUGGGCAAUAGAUAAGCCUAAUAUUGCACAGCCCCCUCGUGGGUGGCAACGACUGCUACGGAUUAGAGGUCAAGGAAGUAGCAAAUUUGCAGACGUGUAUUAUCAAGCACCAUCAGGCAAGAGAUUUCGUUCGAUGGUAGAGAUCAGAAAGUUCUUGGAUGAUAAUCCUGAAUAUGAGCGAGAUGGUGUAACUCUCUCACAGUUUUCAUUCCGAACCCCAAGGCCUUUGCAGGAAAAUUAUCUAAGAAAGCGUCCUCGUCCAACAGCUUCAUGUGAUAAAACAAGACCUUUUGAGCCCUGUGAAGCAAAUCCCAUUGCAUGGGUUGCUCCUGAUGAUUUUACAGAUCUACAGCUUGGUAGACCCGCAGCAUUCUCGCCUCCAACAUCAUUUCGGCCCCCUAUUUUUGAUCCGAUUGAUCUGCCAGCGAAGCAAGCAAGAAGGACACCUUGGUAAGCAGACAUUUUGCAAUAUAAUCAGUACAAAUAGCAGUUAAAAGUGAGAUUCUUUUUGGCCAAAAUUUGUAUUUUGUACGCAUAUUAUGAAUGCUUUAUUAUAUACAUUUUUGAACAAAGGCUUCUCAUCAGCCUUUGUAUAGAAGGGGCAACUUUAUGUUGGAGGAAUGUUUAGGCAACCCAUAUUUUUUGCUCAUGUAGAAUGUGAACUAAUUAUUUUCAAUGAAAUAUAGUUAUAUAUGUUUAUUCCA
Molecule: messenger RNA, 1472 nt
Organism: Mercurialis annua (annual mercury)
Lineage: Eukaryota; Viridiplantae; Streptophyta; Magnoliopsida; Malpighiales; Euphorbiaceae
Product: methyl-CpG-binding domain-containing protein 2
Exons: 6
Coding region: 266-1222 (318 amino acids)
Molecular function (GO): DNA binding; zinc ion binding
Source: RefSeq, a predicted model, not a curated record